AUGAGUCAACGCACCGCAGCCCGGGCCGGCGAUGUUCCGGCUUUGCCCGCAACUCCUCCUGUUCCCAUCGAGAAAAUACCACCCAUCGCUCUUGAUUGCAUUUCCGAUCCGCCAACAUGGGUAAAGUUCACAAGUGCUUCGUGGAGAGUCUCGUGCGACCGUGCGAAUCUGCCUGCCAGUCUGAACGACCGACGACCGACCGACCGACCGACCUCGAAACAUUUGCCAUGCGCGCAAUCCGGCUUCUCUGCAACAUACGGAACUGAUACCGUCUCGAUAACCUUGGAUUUGAUGGGAAGUUUGGCUCGUGCCGGUAAGGUCAAGGCCGCCACCCCCAAGGUCGACAAGCAAGAGAAGCCCAAGCAACCCAAGGGCCGUGCUCGCAAGCGCAUGAUCUACACCCGCCGAUUCGUCAACGUCACUCUCACCGGCGGCAAGCGCAAGAUGAACCCCAACCCCGGCACGUAA
This is a messenger RNA of Talaromyces rugulosus, 468 nucleotides long. RefSeq lists its product as uncharacterized. Gene Ontology annotation, molecular function: structural constituent of ribosome. Gene Ontology annotation, cellular component: ribosome; cytosolic small ribosomal subunit. NCBI's taxonomy places the organism in Eukaryota, Fungi, Ascomycota, Eurotiomycetes, Eurotiales, Trichocomaceae. The record is from RefSeq and is a predicted model, not a curated record. The transcript is spliced from 6 exons. Bases 1 to 468 code for a protein of 155 amino acids. Gene Ontology annotation, biological process: translation.